AUGAACCUCGCGCCUGGAGGUGCCAACGGCGCACCGAAGAGCCCAGGUAGCAGCGCUCCACCGAGCCGAAACACGAGCGUCAAAAGCUCGUCUAGAGCUGCUCAUACCGCUUCCAAAGAUGCUGCGGCUGCCAAUCAAGCUGGACCAGGUGCUGCUCCACCGACGCCCGGAGCGCCGGGCGGCUCGCGCUUGACAGCCGCCGCGCUGCGGGAUUGGGAAGCGAAAGAUACGGGAAAGUCGAAGAAGCAGUCCAAGCCGGACGACGCAAAGUCGUCGGCGUCAUCGACUUUGAGGGACGUCAUUCUGGGCGGCGCGCCCCUGCUCUCGCGCAGAGGUAGCAAUACCAGCGCUGGUGGAAGAAGCGAAGGAGGGAGCAAAAAGGGGAGCGAGAGCGGAAAGGAGACGACUAGCUUGCUCAAAAAGUAUGGCGUGUGCGAAAAGGCGGCCAUUGGAAAGGGCGCUACUGCCGUCGUGCGACUGGCCCACAAGUGGGACAGGUCGACGGAAAAGCUGUAUGCAGUCAAGGAAUUUAGGAAACGCCGCAAGAACGAGACGGAAAAGGAAUACGUCAAGAAGUUGACCUCUGAAUUUUGCAUCAGCUCCACCUUGCAUCACAUCAACAUUGUCGAGACGGUCGAUCUGGUGCAAGACGAGAAUCGACACUGGUGCGAGGUGAUGGAGUACUGUCCGGGUGGUGACUUGUACGCAGCGAUCAAGCGAGGAGGCAUGAGCCAAACAGAAGUAGAGUGCUGCUUCAAGCAGAUUAUCCACGGCAUUGCCUAUCUGCACAGCAUGGGUGUUGCGCACCGCGACAUCAAGCCGGAGAACUUGUUGUUGGAUGCCAGCGGCCACGUCAAGAUUACCGACUUCGGCGUGUCGGACGUGUUCAGAAUGUGUUGGGAGAAGAGCACGCACUACUCCAAAGGAUUGUGCGGAUCGGAACCUUACAUCGCGCCGGAGCAAUUCGAGCACAAGGAGUACGAUGCCAGGUUGGUGGAUGUUUGGGCAGCAGCCGUCGUCUUCUACUGCAUGCAAUUCCAAGAGUUGCCGUGGAGGGUGGCGAAAAUGUCCGACCCGACCUUUAAGGAUUUCGUGCACGGAUACCACGGCUCUUCGGCACCUGCGCCGCUCUCCAACUUGUCCCCGAGGGAGUGCAGACCUCUGCUCAAGAAGAUGCUUUGUCCUGAUCCGAAGGGACGUCUGUUCACGGAAGACAUCCUCAAGGACCCUUGGUUCGUCUCUGUGCAGCUCUGCGAAAACGGCACGGCUGCGGAUGGACACAAGCACACCAUUCCUGCCGCUGGUCAACGCGAAAGAGAUUCUUAG
Ceraceosorus guamensis is the source of this 1326-nucleotide messenger RNA. RefSeq names its product Pkinase-domain-containing protein. Gene Ontology annotation, biological process: protein phosphorylation; intracellular monoatomic cation homeostasis; intracellular signal transduction. The transcript has 2 exons. NCBI's taxonomy places the organism in Eukaryota, Fungi, Basidiomycota, Exobasidiomycetes, Ceraceosorales, Ceraceosoraceae. Gene Ontology annotation, molecular function: protein serine/threonine kinase activity; ATP binding. The record is from RefSeq and is a predicted model, not a curated record. Bases 1 to 1326 code for a protein of 441 amino acids.